This is a messenger RNA of Emys orbicularis (European pond turtle), 2458 nucleotides long. Its product is annotated as zinc finger protein 271-like. The transcript is spliced from 5 exons. Lineage: Eukaryota; Metazoa; Chordata; Testudines; Emydidae. Gene Ontology annotation, cellular component: nucleus. Gene Ontology annotation, biological process: regulation of DNA-templated transcription. The coding region runs from base 1 to 2367 and encodes 788 amino acids. The record is from RefSeq and is a predicted model, not a curated record.
AUGCCGACACCAGCCCCUGAGCCGGAGCCUGCAGGAUUUGUGACUCCUAAACCUGACUUGAUCUCACACCUAGAACGAGGAGAGGUGUCAUGGGUCCUGGAUCUCCAGGGCUCUGAGAAAAGGGACAUGCUGACAGGAACCUGCAUAGGUGAUGGGACAGUGAAUGAGAACAAGGAGGAGAAUUCUCAGCAGGAAGGUCCUGAGCAAGUGGUUCCACAGGGGACGGUAUCAGGAAGAUCGGAAAGGGAUGUUUCCGAGACUUCUGAGCAGGGAGAAGCCUGUCAGACACAGCUCAGGCCAGAGCGGCUGCAGAGAAACCUCUCUGGGGAGACACAGGGUAAAUCCAGUCACCGUGGGAGAAGUCUCAAAGGCAUCCCAAUCUGUCAGGCGACCCACUUGGGAAAGGGACCAAAGACACUUGGUGACUCAGGGGAAAGCUACAAUAGCAUUUCACAUGUUAUUAGUCAGAAGAGAAUCUGCAGAGCAGGAAAAUCCAAGAAAUGCACUGACUGUGGAAAAAGUUUUGCUUAUAAAUCGGAACUUGAUAGACACAAUAGAAUCCACAACGGAGAUAAACCCUAUAAAUGCCUCAACUGUGGGAAAAGCUUCACUCUGAGCUCCACCCUGAUAAAACAUCAGAAAACUCACACGGGGGAGAGACCCUAUACGUGUCCUAACUGUGGGAAAAGCUUCCGUCAGAGUUCGCACCUUGCUAGACAUGAGGGAACCCACAGGGAAGAAAAGCCCUUUAAAUGCCCUGACUGUGCAAAGUGUUUCAUAUGGUACUCGAACCUGAUUACGCAUCAGAGAAUCCACACGGGAGAAAAACCCUAUCACUGCCCCAACUGCGGGAAAAGCUUCAGCGUGAAAUCAAACCUCACGACCCAUCAGAGAAUCCACACGGGAGAGAAACCCUAUAAGUGCCCUCACUGUGAUAAAAAGUUCAGCCAGAGCUCAGACCUCACUAAACACCAGCGAAUCCACACGGGGGAGAGACCCUACGGAUGUGAUGCAUGCGGGAAAAGCUUCAGUCGGAGCUCGCGGCUCCUGACACACCAGAGAGUCCACACGGGAGUGAAACCUUAUAAAUGCCCUGAGUGUGGAAAAAGCUUCCGCGUGAGCUCCCAUCUCACUAAGCAUCGACGGACCCACACAGGAGAGAGGCCUUAUCCGUGCUCGGAAUGCGGGAAGAGCUUCAGCCAGAGCUCAGACCUCACUGCCCACCAGAGGACCCACACGGGGCAGAGACCCUACGGAUGCCCUGACUGCGGGAAAAGCUUCCGCCAGAGCUCACACCUCAUUAGACACCAGAGAACCCACAUGGGCGAGAGGCCCUUCAGAUGCACUGAGUGCGGGAAAAACUUCAGCGUGAGCUCAGAGCUCCUCGCCCACCAGAGAACUCACACGGGCGAGAGGCCCUUCACCUGCCCCAACUGUGGGGAGAGCUUCGGCCGGAGCUCCACCCUGGUCCUACACCAGAGAAUCCACAGCCAGGAAAAGCCCUACAAAUGCCCUGACUGCGGUAAAGGCUUUGGCCGUAGGUCACUCCUCAUCCUGCACCAGAGGAUCCACCUGGGGGACAGACCCUACAGCUGUGGGGACUGCGGGGAGAGCUUUAUUGAUGGCUCCAACUUUGUGAAACACCAGAGAGCCCAUGUGGGAGAUAAGCCCUACAAAUGUCCCGAGUGCAGAAAAGGCUUUGUGCGCAGCUCGGAUCUCAUUAAACACCAGAGGAUCCACGCUGGGCACAAGCCGUUCACAUGCACUGAGUGCGGGAAGAGUUUCAGCGAGAGCUCCAACCUGCACAGGCACCGGAGGGCCCACACGGGUGACCGGCCCUACAAGUGCUCCAACUGUGGGAAGACCUUCGGCCAGAGCUCUGACCUCAUCAAACACCAACGCACGCACAUGGGUGACCGGCCCUACAAAUGCACCGACUGCGGGAAAAGCUUCAGGCAGAGCUCGGACCUGGUCAAACACCAGAGGAUCCACAAUGGAGAGAAGCCCUACAAAUGCCCGGACUGUGGGAAAAGCUUUAGCGUGAGCUCGAGCCUUGCCUCACACCAGAGAAUCCACGCCGCAGCAAAGCCCUAUGAGUGCCCUGAGUGUGGGCAAAGCUUCAGUGUGAGAUCCACCCUGUCUACGCACCAGAGGAUCCACAGCGGAGAGAAGCCCUUCAAGUGCUCCGAUUGUGGGAAAGGCUUCGGCCGCAGCUCCAACCUGGUCAGGCACCAGCGGAUCCACACCGGAGACAGACCCUACCGGUGCUGGGACUGUGGGAAAAGCUUCACUCAGAGCUCAACCCUUAAUAGACACCGGAGAGUCCACAUGGGAGAGCGGCCUCUCCUGCCUGCUGCAUCAGAGUGAUGGACAAAGCCAAUGAUAUCUUGGCCAGCUGGCCAGAGGGUUAUUGGUACUCAGUGCCUGGCCAUACACCCCUCAUGGCUGUGCUCCUGGG